ACCAACCAAAAACAAUAAAUUUUAUAGUAGUACAAAAACACCAUGACUUUUUAGUACGACUCUUAUAAACACCACUUAUAUAAAUUACACGACAUAUCUCUUAACUUGGAGUAAUCACAGACACAUAAACCCACUAGAUAGGUUUUCACAUGUCUCGUCCUCUUUUCUUCUUCUUCUUCCUCUUUCUUGUCUUGGUCGUCCCUUGUCUCUCCCAUGGAACCGGAGCAGACCACGACGACGAUGAGUCCCCACCCGUUAAGAGUAGCUCUGACCUCAAAUCAAAAUCCUUAAUCUCUGUCAAAAUCGGGUGCCUUGUCAUCAUCUUUGUCCUCACGUUCAUAAGCGGAGUAUCUCCUUAUUUCUUGAAAUGGAGUCAAGGGUUCUUGGUUCUUGGUACACAAUUCGCCGGAGGCGUGUUUCUUGCAACCGCCUUGAUGCAUUUCCUUUCCGAUGCUGACGGGACGUUUCGUGAUUUGUUGACGGCGGAAGGAGAGUCGGAGCCGUCUCCGGCUUACCCAUUUGCUUAUAUGUUGGCUUGUGCUGGUUUUAUGCUGACCAUGCUUGCUGAUUCUGUCAUCGCUCAUAUCUACUCAAAGAAGGCCCAAAGAGAUUUGGAGCUUCAAGGAGAAGACAAAUCGAAUCAGACGUCAGCAACGACUGAAACAUCGGUUGGAGAUAGCAUUCUGUUGAUCGUAGCUCUCUGUUUCCACUCUGUUUUCGAAGGCAUAGCAAUUGGGAUCUCAGAGACUAAAUCAGAUGCUUGGAGAGCUCUAUGGACAAUAACACUCCACAAGAUAUUUGCAGCUAUUGCCAUGGGAAUUGCUCUUCUCCGUAUGAUCCCUGACCGUCCUUUGUUCUCAUCAAUCACUUAUUCUUUCGCAUUCGCCAUCUCGAGCCCAAUAGGUGUAGCGAUCGGGAUAGUCAUCAAUGCAACGACACAAGGGUCGGUCGCAGAUUGGAUAUUCGCAGUGUCUAUGAGCUUGGCGUGUGGGGUGUUUGUGUACGUGUCUGUCAACCAUUUGUUGGCAAAAGGGUAUACACCAAACAAGAAGGUUCAUGUAGAUGACCCUCGUUAUAAGUUUUUGGCUGUGUUCUUAGGUGUUGUUGUCAUAGCCAUUGUUAUGAUAUGGGACACUUGAGAAAAGAACGAAAAAACAACCAAUUGUAUCAAAAGAUUUGAUUACACACAAUAUGUUUGGUUCU
Capsella rubella is the source of this 1203-nucleotide messenger RNA. Its product is annotated as zinc transporter 11. Bases 150 to 1139 code for a protein of 329 amino acids. The transcript is spliced from 2 exons. Gene Ontology annotation, molecular function: zinc ion transmembrane transporter activity. Gene Ontology annotation, biological process: zinc ion transmembrane transport. The record is from RefSeq and is a predicted model, not a curated record. Gene Ontology annotation, cellular component: membrane. NCBI's taxonomy places the organism in Eukaryota, Viridiplantae, Streptophyta, Magnoliopsida, Brassicales, Brassicaceae.